AUGGCUUCAUACUUCCAGCAUCAUGCCUCCCCCCAGGUCUGGGACUACCUGGAGCAGAUGGGCGCCGACUGGACCCACGAAUCUUCAUUUCUCUCCAAUGAUACCGCAAAGGCAGGAGAACUCACCUGGGGAUCUCAGCUUGACUUCUUCCCCAAGCAGAAACCAGCAUCUGCUCGUCCCCGUUCGCUAAAGAGAGAGCCCAGUGAUGUCUCCAGGGGCUAUCGAAGCGAGUUCCUGACUCGCCGUGACAGCGUCGGUCGAGGAAGAAGUGUCUCCGGCUCCAGCUUCAGCUCCAUGGCCACCAGCUCAGGCCAGAGCUGCAGCCCAACAAGACACGAUGGGCCUACCGACUUGAGCUCCGUCAUCCAAAACCUCAGCUCCCAGCUCGGCUUCGACCUGAACGAAACCUUCAACUGCGCAAAGAAAUACAGUAAGCCCGUAAAGUCGGCCCAGUCUACGCCGACCUCUACUCCGGUGGCCGCUUCUCCAAAGAUCAAAGCCGCCAAACCAUCCAGCGUCCGCCAUGAAUUCGUCGUCCAGGUUCCACAUGUGCAGAAGCCGGCGACUACCGUCGAGUAUGACACUAUGAUGUCAGCUAUGAACGCCCCUAUCGCAGUUGCAGAGCCAAAGACUGCCUGCGAGAACGCCCAACCCAAGGGAGCAGAAAAGCAGAUUAAAAGAACGCGCAAGGUAUCUUUUGCCGAAGCCAUCCAGGAAUUGCCCGCUGCAACGGAACCAGAGACGGAACCAGAGAUGAUCCUCGACGAUGGUGUGAGCGACAGUGAGAGCGACAGUGACAGUGUGCCCGACGCAGUCUUCCUGAAUGUGGAAAUGGAGACUCCAAGGGCGCCUCGUGUACGCCAUGUGGAGAUUCGAGACGCUGAGGAAGAAGAGAAGGACUAUAUCACCAUCUAUCACUGUUGA
This is a messenger RNA of Arthroderma uncinatum, 924 nucleotides long. RefSeq lists its product as uncharacterized. The transcript has a single exon. The record is from RefSeq and is a predicted model, not a curated record. NCBI's taxonomy places the organism in Eukaryota, Fungi, Ascomycota, Eurotiomycetes, Onygenales, Arthrodermataceae. The coding region runs from base 1 to 924 and encodes 307 amino acids.